AUGAGUUUAAAGGAAACCAAGGGAACACACCACAAUCUGCAGCAGCAGCAGCAGCAGCAGCAGCAGCAGCAGCAUUUGCAGCAGCAGCAGCAGCAGCAGCAGCAGCAGCAGCAGCAGCAGCAGCAGCAGCAGCAGCGGCAGAAGCAGCAGCAUCACCAUCAUUAUCAGCAGCAGCACCAGCAUCAUCAUUGUCAGCAGCAGCAGCAUCAUCAUUAUCAGCAGCAGCAGCAUCACCACUAUCAAAAGCAGCAGCAGCACCAUUAUCAGCAGCAGCAGCAGCAGCAUCAUCAUCAUCAUCAGCAGCAGCAGCAGCAGCAGCAGCAGCAGCAACAGCAGCAUCAUCAUCAGCAUCAUCAUCAGCAGCAUCAUCAUCAUCAGCAGCAGCAGCAGCAGCAGCAGCAGCAGCAGCAGCAGCAGCAGCAGCAGCAGACUUUGUCGCUCAAAGGGCCCUGGACUUUUGUGGGGUGUAAAACCGAAGCAAAAACUCCCAACCCCAAUUUCCCAAAAGCCCCUCCUCCCCAGGUGUACAGACACCCCGGAGACACGAUGCAUGCUGCAGCAGCAGCAGCAGCAGCAGCAGCAGCAGCAGCAGCAGCAGCAGCAGCAGAUGCAGCAGCGGCGAACGCGCAAGCAGCAGCAGCAGCAAAAGCAAACGCAGCAGCAGCAGAAACAACCGAUUUAUUUCUUUUGUUUCUUUUAUUUUUCUUUUAUUUCUUUUAA
This is a messenger RNA of Eimeria necatrix, 720 nucleotides long. RefSeq lists its product as hypothetical. Bases 1 to 720 code for a protein of 239 amino acids. Lineage: Eukaryota; Apicomplexa; Conoidasida; Eucoccidiorida; Eimeriidae. The record is from RefSeq and is a predicted model, not a curated record. The transcript is spliced from 2 exons.